AUGGCGGUAAACCUGGACAAGGAGGCUUACUACCGCCGAAUAAAGCGACUGUACAGCAACUGGAAGAAAGCUGAAGAUGAAUUUGGAAAAGUGGAUGCCAUCGUUGUUUCUGUUGGAGUUGAUGAGGAAAUUGUCUAUGCCAAAUCCACAGCCAUACAAACUUGGCUGUUUGGCUACGAGCUGACGGACACAAUUAUGGUGUUCUGUGAGUCAAAGAUCAUUUUUCUUGCCAGUAAAAAGAAGGUGGACUUCCUCAAACAGGUGGCCAUCACAAAAGGCAACGAAAAUGCCAACGGAGUCCCCCCCAUCACCCUCCUCACCAGAGAAAAGAAUGAAAGUAACAAGGCCAACUUUGACAAGAUGAUUGAGGCGAUCAAAGGCUCCAAAGAGGGGAAGUCUGUAGGCGUCUUCCUCAAGGACAAGUUUCCAGGAGAAUACAUGAAGAGCUGGAAUGACAAACUGUCUGCUGAUGGGCUCGAGAAGGUGGACAUCAGUGCCGUAGUUGCCUAUACAAUGGCAGUGAAGGAAGACCAGGAGCUUAACCUGAUGAAGAAGGCUUCGGCCAUCACCAGCGAAGUCUACUCCAAGUUCUUCAAGGAGCGAGUCAUGGAGAUCGUUGACGCAGAUGAAAAAGUGCGCCACAGUAAGCUGGCAGAGUCUGUGGAAAAGGCCAUUGAGGAGAAGAAAUACCUGGGAGGAGCUGACCCGUCCACUGUGGAGAUGUGUUAUCCUCCCAUCAUCCAGAGCGGAGGGAACUACAGUCUGAAGUUCAGCGUGGUCAGUGAUAAAAACUACAUGCACUUUGGAGCCAUCACUUGCGCCAUGGGGAUCCGCUACAAGUCGUACUGUUCCAACCUGGUGCGCACACUCAUGGUUGACCCCACGCAAGAAAUGCAGGACAACUACAACUUCUUGCUCCAGGUGGAAGAGGAGCUGCUCAAGGAACUCAAGCACGGGGUGAAGAUCGCCGACGCCUCCAAUGCUCUGUUUGAAUUUGUGAAGAAGGAAAAGCCUGAGCUGGUCUCAAAGCUCACAAAGAACCUGGGGUUUGCCAUGGGGAUAGAGUUCAGAGAGGGAUCGCUGGUGCUCAAUAGUAAAAACCAGUACAAGCUCAAAAGAGGGAUGGUGCUGAAUAUCAGUCUGGGCUUCACUGAUUUGUUGAACAAAGAGGGAAAGAAAGAUGAGGACAAGAAAUAUGCGCUGUUCAUUGGAGACACUGUUCAGGUCAACGAGGUGAGUACUUUCCCCACAGCACCUCAAUCACUGUGCUAA
Molecule: messenger RNA, 1272 nt
Organism: Knipowitschia caucasica
Lineage: Eukaryota; Metazoa; Chordata; Actinopteri; Gobiiformes; Gobiidae
Source: the annotation of a GenBank genome assembly